This is a messenger RNA of Athene cunicularia (burrowing owl), 539 nucleotides long. RefSeq names its product nucleoporin NUP35. Gene Ontology annotation, molecular function: phospholipid binding; single-stranded DNA binding; structural constituent of nuclear pore. NCBI's taxonomy places the organism in Eukaryota, Metazoa, Chordata, Aves, Strigiformes, Strigidae. The transcript is spliced from 4 exons. Gene Ontology annotation, cellular component: nuclear pore nuclear basket; nuclear pore central transport channel; nuclear membrane. The coding region runs from base 146 to 517 and encodes 123 amino acids. The record is from RefSeq and is a predicted model, not a curated record. Gene Ontology annotation, biological process: nuclear pore organization; NLS-bearing protein import into nucleus; regulation of DNA-templated transcription.
CCAGUUAAUAUUCUUGCCUGAUGCUUAAGUUACCUGUAAAUGCACUUCUUGGGUCAGAAGAGAUCACCUGUAGGAAUGAUUUGUUACUUUCUGUGUUUUAACGCAGGCCAGCUUUUUGCUAACACAGAGCCCGUUGGCGGGAACGAUGCCAUCAACUCCUGGAACAGCUUCAAGUAUUUUCAGUCCUGCAAGUAUUGGGCAACCUAGGAAGACUACUCUCUCUCCUGCUCAGCUGGACCCUUUUUAUACCCAGGGUGAUUCCCUGACUUCAGAUGAUCAACUUGACGACACCUGGGUAACUGUAUUUGGAUUUCCUCAGGCAUCAGCUUCAUAUAUUCUUCUACAGUUUGCUCAGUAUGGAAAUAUAUUAAAGCAUGUGAUGUCCAACACAGGGAACUGGAUGCAUAUUCGAUACCAGUCUAAGCUUCAAGCCCGGAAAGCCUUAAGCAAAGAUGGAAGGAUUUUUGGUGAAUCCAUCAUGAUUGGUGUCAAGCCCUGCAUAGAUAAAGUAAGUUAACGGCUGCUUUUACUUAAAUACA